Molecule: messenger RNA, 4002 nt
Organism: Doryrhamphus excisus (bluestripe pipefish)
Lineage: Eukaryota; Metazoa; Chordata; Actinopteri; Syngnathiformes; Syngnathidae
Source: RefSeq, a predicted model, not a curated record
UCGUCCCGAAAAAUGGCGCCGACGAUCCCAAUUACGGUGUGUCAAUCUGUUGGCAGCCAAGCUGAAGUAUUCUAGAGGGAAUGCCGUCUACUGUUUGUAAAACUAAUAGACGUGAUUGUUGAAACUCUUUAUUGAAAAUGCUUGAGAAUAUAUUACAUGUGUAUUGCUUAUUUUUUUCAAGUUUUCAACGCUGUUGCAGGCAUGUGUUUGGCCAGCUAUGUGGGGCGGGUUGAGCGUGAACCAGGAAGUGCGGGGAUCUCGUGUGUGCGCGCGCGCGGGGGCGCGCUGUUCUGUCGUUGCUGGCUCGUCGAAAAAGAAAGUUGACCGGUGUUGUGCCGAGUUUUGCAUGCCUGCCGGUCAUCGCGGCGAAGGGCCAGCCUGUCGCGUGUGGUUCCGUUCUUCAGGGAGACGUCUCCGGAGGGGGGGCAAGCCCGGGAGGUGCUCAGUCCCGACAGCGAAGACCCUCCCCCCUGGCCCUCCGCUGCCGCUCCGGCCAACGGCUCGGCUUGCGGAGACGUCCGCAGUCCGUCCCAGUCGAGCGACGAGCAGAGUUCCGAGGCCAGCGUGGUCGCCGAUAUCAUCGGGGGCGAGGUGACGCUUCACGCCGACACGCCCGAAAAUCUCACCCUCGCCCUCCUGGACAGCGUGACCGGAAGACGGUACGGGCAGUGCACUGAGACGUUGUUGGACGACUUCAUGCUGACCCAUCCCAUCUUCCUGACGGCAGACACCUUUCAGCAAGUUCUACUGCAGCAAUUUUCUGUGCAUGUGGGGGAGGGGCCAGGGCCAGGUGGUGAAAAGGAUGACAGAGAAGGAGGGGGCCUGGAUGCCGUGCACAGGAAGCGGGCGGUCCUCAGUGUUGCCUUCCGAUACCUGGACACGUACCGAGAACUCCUGCAAGAGGAGGGCGACAAGUUCCCCAAGGAGUUGUACGGGUGCGCGCUUCAGGAACUGAGUUGUCAUCCCGAGCUGGUGGACGAUGUGGUCAAACUGCAACGCUGGACAGAAAUUUUACACUGCCCCUGUGACGAGGAGAAGGAAAGCAGAAGGAAGCAAGUGCGACCGCUCUUCAGACACUUUCGACGAAUCGACGCCUGUCUGCAGCCCAGGGAGGCGUUCAGAGGCUCUGAUGAGAUCUUCUGCAGGGUCUACACUCCCGAUCAUUCCUACGUCACCAUCCGCAGUCGCCUGUCCUGCCGUGUGGGAGACAUCCUGGCUCUGGUUCGAGAAAAGCUGCAGUACAGCGAUGAGCAGCCGCUUCUUCCCGGAAACCUCAUCCUGGUGGCGGUCACGUCGGCUGGAGAAAAGGCAGUGUUUCGGCCCAGUGACGAGGCCGUCUUCACCACUUUGGGGGUCAACACUCACCUGUUCACCUGUGAACCCACUGAACUGGAGUCGCUGCUUCCUCUUCCCGAGGAGAUCCACUGGACACCCGGAGACAGCAAACUUCAUGACAUGUCAGCAGAGGAAGUGGCCAACCAGCUGGUGGCGUUUGACUGGGAGCUCUUCAGCUGCGUGCACGAGGUGGAGUUUGUGUGUUACGUGUUUCAUGGAGAGCAGUCCCGCUGGCGCCCCCUCAACCUGGAGCUGGUACUGCAGCGCUGCAGUGAGGUCCAGCACUGGGUUGCCACCGAGAUCCUGCAGUGUCACUCCCUGCCAAAACGAGUCCAACUGCUCCGCAAGUUCAUCAAGAUCGCAGCGCUCUGUAAACAGCAGCAGGACCUUCUGUCCUUCCUCGCUGUGCUGCUCGGCCUCGACAACCCCGCCCUCAGCAGACUGCGGCUUACCUGGGAGGGUCUUCCAGGGAAGUUCCGGAAACAGUUUCAGCAGUUUGAAAGCAUUGCUGAUCCUUCCAGAAACCACAAGUCCUACAGAGACCUGAUCACCAGUCUGAGACCUCCACUCAUCCCCUUCACUCCUCUGCUGCUUAAAGAUUUGACUUUUCUUCAUGAGAGUUGUAAGACUUUUCACGGCCAGCUGGUCAAUUUUGACAAGAUGCACAAAGUUGCCGACAUGGUGCGAAGCAUACGAAGAUACCGUAGUGGACAGCUGGCCAUGGAUAUGGAGACGUCGCCAUCCCACCUGCAGACCAAAGCGUACGUGCGACAGCUGCAGGUGAUCGACAACCAGAACCAUCUCUUCGACCUGUCCUGCAAACUGGAGCCCAGAGACACGUAGAGAUGCCAGGACACGUCCCACCUCCUCUUCCUCCCUCUCAGCGAACACGUUAAAAGCUUCUUAACAGGCAGCCAAUCAGGCGAAGCUCGGCAGCCAUCUUGUCUCCUUCCUGACCACAGACGACAUGUAGUCGCAGUUUGACCUCCACCCAGCUGAUGAGGUGAGCCUAGUGAUGGAUGAUUUAUCUCUUCAAAGGUCAACCUCUGACCUCAGGGGCGUGUCUUUCUUCUUAAUGAAUGAGGAGGACAGCAGAGAAGUAAACAAAUGUUUAGUCAUUUCUGUCUGGGAAGGUGUACCGUGACACUCUAUGGGCGGCGCUUGUGCAAUAACAGGAGGCGAUGCACGUCUGGUGUCAACCAAGCAUGUCGACGACGCUCAGGGCUCCCAGGUUUUGUGUACUUUUUGUGAUGAUGAUUAAGACUUAUUUUUCUUCUUUCCCUUGUUGUCUUUGGAUCAUUUCGAUCAACAAAGACAGAGGGAUAUUUUUUUAAACGUUGUCUCAUUGCAACGCUAAAUGACAUCACGCGUCUGCUAGUCGACACCUGGCGGGGCUCUGCUGCGGCCAGUCCUGGAUUCAAGUCAUUCAUUUCCAAAUAUUAAACAGGCGUCUCAAAAGAUGACAAAAUUCCAAUUACAAAAUACACAUGAGACAGGGUAUGAAUGUUGGGCCGCGCGGCGGAUGAGUGUUUAGCAUGUAGUCCACACAGCGAGAAGAUCCGGCUUUGAUUUUCUGCUCGGGCAUCUCUUCGUGGAGUUAGCAUGUUCUCUCUGUGCAUGGCUUUUCUCCGGGUAAUCCGCUUUCCUCCCCAGUUCCAAAAACAUGCUAGCUGUUAGCUUGAUCGGCCACUCCAAAUUGUCCAUAGGUAUGAAUGUGGGUGGGAACGGUUGUUUGUCGAUACGUGCCCUGUGAUCGGCCGGCCACCGGUACAGGGUGUACCCCGCCUCUCGCCCCCAAAGACAGCCGGGAUAGACUCCAGCAUACCCCCACCACUAUAGUGAGGAUAAACGGUCUAAAAAACGGAUGGCCGGACAGUAUGAACUGUUUAAUCUUCCGAGUCCAUGAAUGAAAGAAAUGAAUCAGUAGAUGAAUUUACCCGCUGACUAAAAUAUCUGUCGGCGAGCCAGGGCUGAUAGUGAGUAACAGCGCCUCCCGUAUGCUCAAAGUGUUAACCAAUUAGCGUUGUCAUAUUGAAACAAGAUCGGCAUCCUUGUGUUUUCAGAUCGAUUUAGAAGAAGUAUUUUGACCUGUUAGCAUCACAGGUAGUCUCAGGAAACUCGCUGGGUGUUGAAGCCUCCUGCCGGACAACAUAGAAACAUUCAAAGUAGACGUGAACGGCCGGUCUUUGCUGUAAAACUCAGGCGUGUCCGUUUGUAAAGGUCGCGUAUGGAGUGGCUGACCUUGAAACAUGUACAUAGUGUGAGUGUGUAAAUACUUCCAAACGAAAGGAGAAUCUAUUUUAAAGAUGUUUGUUUCACGUAGAGAUGAGAUUUUAUUCACGUGUGUUGUUUACAUUGUGCCAAACCGUGAGCCAUGACAAGUAAAGAUCCACGUUAGCAUGACGAUGGUAUUUGUCAAGGGUCGAGGAGCGAGCUACACGAGCUGGCAGUGCUGUAGCAUUUGCGCUUUCAGUUGUGAACUUGUAACUUUGUUCUCUGAAAUGUAACCAAGAAUUUGUAUGCUUUAAAAGUAUGGAGACAACCACCAAUAUUUUUGCAACCUUUUUCUUUGUAAUGAUUUGGCACUUUAAGAUGGCAUUCCUAUUUUGAAACGAUGCAUCACAAUGUUGUUUCCUGCAGUUGCUCAAAUAAACCUGAUGAAGGCGA